Molecule: messenger RNA, 1369 nt
Organism: Styela clava
Lineage: Eukaryota; Metazoa; Chordata; Ascidiacea; Stolidobranchia; Styelidae
Source: RefSeq, a predicted model, not a curated record
UGAGAGGCUGUUGUACAAAAAGCGACGAGUGCCGCGGGAAAGUAGUCAUUUAUGCUCAACCGAGAGUGAGCGAAAGCGUCCUUAGGCCAAAGGGUCAUCGCGACGUCGUGUCUCCAAGCUGUGGGACAAUGAGAACAAUAGACAGAAAAUACAGCGGUGGACAACUUUUCAUAUACUUAGCUUUAUGAACAAAAUACAUAUACGAGCCUUGAGUAGUCACAAUGAUUGACGCAGAGAACCCUGCAGGUGAUUAUAUUGGAAGUGAUGGGAUCAUCGACACUCGGCCAGAUAAGUCCUCGCUUUCGCCAAAAGAACUGAAAAAAUUGGAAAAAGAAGAGAAAAAACUUCAAAAAAAGAAAAACACAUGGAAAGUUUUUGUCGAUUUUUUGUUGCGGCAUAUCACGAUAGUAACAUCUAAAUUUUCAGCUUGGGAGAAAGAUGAAUUUGAGUCGUUUAAAGCUGCCCUGGAUAAGGCACAAAGACUCGAUGACAAAGAUUCUGAAACUGUAGCAAAAACGUAUAAGAAACUAAAGGAAAGAGCAGAAAUACUGUCCACGAAACGAUACUUCGGAGAAUGCAACAGAAUCCGAAAAUAUAUCGAUCUAGUUGCCAGAAUGCGAUGUCUAAAUUUGAUAGCUCGAGACUUUUACAAAUCAAUUAAAAAGGGAAAACUGGAACCACUGGAAAAGAUUCUUAACCAUUUACAAUAUUGGAAAGGAUUUACGGUCACUACAUUUGAUCUCGGAGAAGUUAGUCCGAAAGGAUUGGAACGAAAUCAUCCAACUGCAAAGUACGUGAUAUGGAUCUGCCUCGUUCGUACAUUACUCAAUCUUGGACAAAAAUUUCUACAAUGCGCUUCAGAACUUACCGAGAUUCCGUUGGUUACCGCUUCCUUUUAUGUCAGUUUUAACCUCACCGCUGAACAACUUGUCGUUGGAACUCGACUUGAGGAAAUUCUGGCAACUCAUGUAUCUAAAGCAACAGGCGUACAAUCUGCAAGAAGUUUCGGAAAUGACAGGAGCGUCAACUUGAGUGGAAUGGCUUCCGCUUUCGAAGUUGGUGGUUCUCGCAAGAAGAUAGCAUUUGGCGGGAACAAGCAAAUAGAACCACUUCCUGGUGAGGGCGAAGAGUUCACCUUUGAACUCCCAGAAGAACCGCCCAAAGAUAAAAAGAAAAAGGGGAAAAAGAAGGGGAAGAAGAAAGGUGGUAAAAAGAAGAAAAAGAAAUAAUGUUAUUGUUUUUAAUGCAAGCAAUAUUUAAUUUAAAUAUACACUAGUUAAAUUAAUCACCAUUGCCAAAUAUUAGUAAUACUUGUGAUACUGCUGGAAAAAAUAUAUUUUGUCUCUGUUUUUUACAUUUACUAAUAAAU